Messenger RNA from Effrenium voratum, 654 nucleotides. The record is from the annotation of a GenBank genome assembly. Lineage: Eukaryota; Dinophyceae; Suessiales; Symbiodiniaceae.
AUGCCGGAGGUCAAACCUGCAGCCAAGCCGCGCGGCUCCCCGAGGCCGACGCCGACCGCCUCCCCACGGCCCUCCCCGCGGCCCAAAGCAGGUGCCAAGGCCCUGGCCAAGAGCGCUUCCUCGCCGGUCAUGUGUGAGGCAGCGAAGAAGGCAAGAGAAGCUAAAGAGACUCCAGGAGCCGAGGCGGAAGCGGCGCGAGAAGCGCAAGCGCAGGAAGCAGAGCCCGAGGCGCCGGCGGAGGCCAAGCGGGCGGCCAAGCAGCCAAAAGCCAAGGCCCGGCGCCGAGUUUCCAGCCAAGCCUCGUUGGAGAAGAUGGCCAAGGACAUGGAGAAGACCGUCAAAGCUGCGCAGGAGCGGAGCCUGCGGGAGUCCGAAGCCCACGGGCGCCAGGCGGAAGCCGCGUCUCUGCGCCAGGCUUUACAGGCCGGCAGCCUGCGCCUGAAGGGGUCCGAGGAGCCGCCGGCGCCCACAGCCCCGGAGCCCGCAGAGGUCGCGGAGGCCGCGGAGGCCCCGGAGGCCCCAGAGGCCCCAGAGGCUGAGGCCCCGGAGCCCGCGGCCCCGGCGCCGCCGCCGCCGGCGGCCCCAGCGCCGGCGCCGGCGCCGGCAGCGCCGCGGUCGCCGGAGGCGAGAUCGCCCAGGAGUCCGAGGAGCUAG